Messenger RNA from Botrytis porri, 1026 nucleotides. RefSeq lists its product as uncharacterized. Gene Ontology annotation, molecular function: single-stranded DNA binding; DNA strand exchange activity; ATP-dependent DNA damage sensor activity. The record is from RefSeq and is a predicted model, not a curated record. Gene Ontology annotation, cellular component: nucleus; condensed nuclear chromosome. Gene Ontology annotation, biological process: chromosome organization involved in meiotic cell cycle; DNA recombinase assembly; reciprocal meiotic recombination. The transcript is spliced from 11 exons. Lineage: Eukaryota; Fungi; Ascomycota; Leotiomycetes; Helotiales; Sclerotiniaceae. Bases 1 to 1026 code for a protein of 341 amino acids.
AUGGCCGUCGCAGCUUCACUUUGCGGUGACGCGAAUGAGCAGGAGAGUAGUAUCAUCGAUAUCGAUGAGAUUCAGGCCCAUGGUAUCUCUGCCGCGGAUAUCGCAAAAUUGAGAUCCAACCUCAUCCAUACCGUUGGAACUCUUAUCAAUACGCCCAUCCGAAAAUUGGUCAAAAUCAAAGGUUUCUCUGACAUUAAGGCUGAGAAAGUAAAAGAAGCUGCAAAGAAAGUAGCCGGCCCCAACACUGGUGGUCAAUUCGUCACUGCCGCUGAGCAUGGCCACUUUCGAAAGAAGUGUAUCAGAAUUUCUACUGGUAGCAAGCAGUUGGAUGCUUGUUUGAACGGUGGCUUCCAAACUAUGAGUAUCAGCGAGGUAUACGGAGAGUUCAGAUGUGGCAAGACUCAAUUAGCACAUACAAUGGCAGUCAUUGCCCAGCUUCCUAAGGAGAUGGGCGGAGCUGAGGGCAAGGUGGCCUAUAUUGAUACUGAAGGCACAUUCCGCCCAGAAAGAAUUUCGGAAAUUGCAGAGCGAUUCGGUGUCGACCCUGAUCAAGCUCUCGAAAACAUCGUUUAUGCUCGUGCACAUAACACUGAGAUGCAGCAGGAAUUGCUCGAGGGGCUUGCCCAAAACUUCGCAACUGAUGAAUAUCGUCUUCUCAUCAUUGAUAGCAUUAUGGCUCUCUAUCGUAGUGACUUUAUCGGACGUGGUGAGCUUUCCGAACGACAAGGUGCUCUCAACGCAUUUCUACGUAAGGCAACACAAAUGGCGGAAGAAUUCAAUCUGGUUGUCUUCAUGACCAACCAAGUCAUGUCGGAUCCAGGUGCCAGUGCCCUUUUUGCAGGAGCUGAUGGGCGUAAGCCUGCUGGAGGACACAUACUUGCACAUGCAUCGACAACCAGAAUCCUCUUGAGAAAAGGUCGUGGAGAGGAACGUGUUGCGAAAGUUGUAGACUCUCCAGAUUGCCCGGAACGUGAAGCAACAUAUAUCAUUACAACUGGCGGUAUCAACGAUCCUGAAAAGGCCUAA